This is a messenger RNA of Arachis ipaensis, 1030 nucleotides long. The record is from RefSeq and is a predicted model, not a curated record. Lineage: Eukaryota; Viridiplantae; Streptophyta; Magnoliopsida; Fabales; Fabaceae.
AUGUGUUCAGAUCAGGGCCGGCGUGUUGGACACGUGGAGAGCAUCCAAGCAACAUGCAGAAUCCUUGUUAAAAACCAAACUCAGGUGCAAUACCCAAAGAUUGAGUUAUAUGUUGAGUUUGAACAUAUAGCUGUAGAUGGAAUUCAACAUGACCCAGAGGUGAAAGAUGUCAUUGCGAAGAGGAUUUUGAAACUACCUACGAAGCCGUUAAACCUAACGAUCUACACUCCAAACGAGAGCUUCACAGUCCAUUCUUCCUCUCCAUUCACGCUCCAAACCUUUCUCCUCAGCGCCUUCAUCCACCGCAUUCUUCCAUCAUCAACACCUUUGGGACUUCCAUCACUCUCCUCGUCGUCAAUCAUCGUUAUUCCCAUCCUGUCCCUUCUCUUCCCCUCUUUUACAAGGAUAAACCUAAUCCUCCUUCAACGACUUUUUCUUCUCUUCAAACCUAACACCGAUGAGACUGGCAGUGAGGAUGAUGGCCUUUUGGAUCUGAGUGAAGAUGAUUUUUUCCUCGCUUGGAGUUCUAGUGAUGAAGCAGAUGCAGAUGAUGAAUGGACAGACAAAAGUACGAGGUGGGUAGAGAUGUUUUACAACUUAAGCAGUUAUUAUAUUAUGAAAAUUCAUAUACUCGCAGCAAGGUAAACGAUGUUAAGAAGAGCAACUGUAGUAUACCUGUUUGUGAUGCUGGUAUGGUCAAAUUGAAGCCAGUAAAUGGGUGUCAAUGAGUAGUCAAAUUGUUGAUGCUAGUAUGGUCAAAUUGAAGCAAGGUAAACGAUGUUAAGAAGAGCAACUUAGUUACAAGAGUUUAUUAGUAGUGGGUGUUAGCUGUUAGUACUGAUGCUUUUCUAUAAAUAUAUAUAGUGCCAGCCCCCUGUUUCAAUAUACAUAUUACUCUAUCUGUUUCUGCUCUUUCACUUAUUAUUCUCUCCAUUCUUGUUCUUGUUGUGAGAUUCACAAAUUAACAAACAAGAACAUGGAGUGGUGGGUGUCAAUGCCAAAGGUGGAGUUGCAUGCUCAUCUCAAUGGA